This is a messenger RNA of Lotus japonicus, 1787 nucleotides long. RefSeq names its product aspartate aminotransferase, mitochondrial. The transcript has 10 exons. Gene Ontology annotation, molecular function: pyridoxal phosphate binding; L-aspartate:2-oxoglutarate transaminase activity. The coding region runs from base 103 to 1377 and encodes 424 amino acids. Lineage: Eukaryota; Viridiplantae; Streptophyta; Magnoliopsida; Fabales; Fabaceae. Gene Ontology annotation, biological process: biosynthetic process; amino acid metabolic process. The record is from RefSeq and is a predicted model, not a curated record. Gene Ontology annotation, cellular component: mitochondrion.
UUUAUUACCUGAUGACAAGACAGUGACUCUAACCGUUUCUUUCUCUGCUUUCACUGUGUCCUCUGUAUCUUGGAAAUUUCAUCAGUUUCCGACUCACCAAGCAUGGCGAUCCGCAACUCGCUCAACGGUAGAUUCCUCCGCCACAGCUCCGUCGCCGGAGCUAGGUUCAUGUCGUCGUGGUUCCGGAACAUCGAGCCAGCUCCCAAGGACCCGAUCCUCGGUGUUACCGAAGCUUUUCUUGCCGAUCAGAGUCCAAACAAAGUCAAUGUCGGAGUGGGAGCGUAUCGCGAUGACAAUGGAAAACCUGUGGUUCUGGAAUGUGUUAGGGAAGCAGAGAGGAGGAUUGCAGGAAGCCAAUUCAUGGAGUAUCUUCCUAUGGGUGGAAGCAUAAAGAUGGUUGAAGAAUCACUGAAGCUGGGAUAUGGUGAAAACUCUCAGUUCAUCAAUGAUAAACAAAUAGCUGCUGUGCAGGCUUUAUCUGGGACUGGUGCAUGUCGACUUUUUGCUGCAUUUCAACAGCGUUUUCACCCUAACACACAAAUUUAUAUACCAGUGCCCACCUGGGCCAACCACCAUAACAUUUGGAGAGAUGCUGGAGUGCCUUUGAAAACAUUCCGUUACUAUCACCCUGAGUCUAGAGGACUGGAUUUUUCAGGGCUGAUGGAAGACAUAAAGAAUGCUCCUGAUGGUUCCUUCUUUCUGCUUCAUGCUUGUGCUCACAAUCCUACUGGAGUAGAUCCUACAGAAGAACAAUGGAGAGAGAUCUCUUCCCAGAUCAAGGCUAAAGGUCAUUUCCCUUUAUUUGACAUGGCAUAUCAAGGUUUUGCUAGUGGCAAUCCAGAGAGAGAUGCGAAAGCCAUCAGGAUUUUUCUUGAAGAUGGUCAUUUAAUAGGACUUGCUCAGUCUUUUGCAAAAAAUAUGGGAUUGUAUGGCCAGCGAGUUGGAUGCCUUAGCUUACUUUGUGAAAAUGAGAAACAAGCUGUUGCUGUAAAAAGUCAGUUGCAGCUGAUUUCCAGACCCAUGUACAGUAACCCACCUCUUCAUGGAGCACUUAUAGUUUCAACCAUUCUUGGUGAUCCAGAGUUAAAGACGUUAUGGCUUAAAGAAGUUAAGGUUAUGGCAGAUCGUAUCAUUGGAAUGAGGACCACACUCCGUGAUAACUUAGAAAAGCUGGGUUCUCCUUUGCCAUGGCAGCACAUAACCAAUCAGAUUGGAAUGUUCUGCUACACUGGGUUGACACCAGAACAGGUUGAUCGUUUGACAAACGAGUUUCAUAUUUACUUGACUCGCAACGGUCGUAUCAGUAUGGCUGGAAUUAAUUCGGGGAACGUUGCAUAUGUGGCUAAUGCUAUCAACGAGGUCACUAAAUCUUCCUAGAUUAUUCAACUAGCAAGAGACCAAUUUUUUGUCCUAGGGAAAGACAAAUCCUCCGAAAUAGUACUAUUAUUCCGGGGAGAGCAAUAAAAUUUGAUCACUUUUUACCAUCGUAUGCAACUGCAUUUUGAUCUUGCAUAUUGAAGACCGCAAUAGCAUUGUAACCAUUUUUUCAAUCCUCACCUCUUCAUUUUAAAUAAUAAUUGGAGAGGUAGAUUGAAUAAGAGGGUUUAUUUAUGAUGAUGAUGGACAACUAGUCAGUUCAUUCAUUACUAAGUUGUAAAAGGAUUUUGUUGUUGUUGUUGUUGUAAUGCAUCUUUACAAAUGUUGAUGCUAGCUUGAACGGCUAAUUUCCUGAGGUGGUUUAGAUGCGAUGCCUAUAUUGUUGGAAUAACAACAGCGUAAUUUAAUCU